GAAGCUGACAACCAUCUGUAGCUCCAGUUCUAAAGGAUCCAAUGCCUUCUUCUGGCCUCUGAAAGCAUUGUGAACAUGUGGUGUACAGACAUACAUACAGUCAAAACACCCAUAACAGAAAUAAAUCUUUAGAGACCCGUCAACAUGGGCCGCAUUUGCACCAAGGCCAUGAAGAAGGCGGCCUGGGUCAUCAUUGAGAAGUACUACACGUGCCUGGAUAAUGACUUCCACACCAACAAGCGCGUGUGCAAGGAGAUUGCCAACAUCCCCAGCAAAAAUAUUUGGAACAAGAUAGCCGGCUAUGUCACGCAUCUGAUGAAGCGGAUUCAGAGAGGUCCUGUGAGAGGCAUCCCCAUCAAGUUGCAGGAAGAAGAGAGGGAGAGGAGAGAUAACUAUGUUCCUGAGGGCUCAGCCCUAGAUCAGGAGAUCACUGAGGUAGAUCCUGACACCAAGGAAAUGCUGAAGCUUCUGGACUUUGGCAGUCUCUCCAACCUCCAGGUCACUCAGCCUACGGUUGGAAGGAAUUUCAAAACACCACAUGGAGCUGUUUAAUCCGUUAUGCCAUAUUUUCAA
Molecule: messenger RNA, 573 nt
Organism: Rattus norvegicus (Norway rat)
Lineage: Eukaryota; Metazoa; Chordata; Mammalia; Rodentia; Muridae
Source: RefSeq, a predicted model, not a curated record